Messenger RNA from Microsporum canis CBS 113480, 564 nucleotides. RefSeq names its product inosine triphosphate pyrophosphatase. NCBI's taxonomy places the organism in Eukaryota, Fungi, Ascomycota, Eurotiomycetes, Onygenales, Arthrodermataceae. The coding region runs from base 1 to 564 and encodes 187 amino acids. The record is from RefSeq and is a predicted model, not a curated record. The transcript has 6 exons. Gene Ontology annotation, molecular function: nucleoside triphosphate diphosphatase activity. Gene Ontology annotation, cellular component: cytoplasm. Gene Ontology annotation, biological process: nucleoside triphosphate catabolic process.
AUGAAAUCCAUUAAUUUUGUCACCGGAAAUAAAAACAAACUCGCUGAAGUCCAGGCGAUUCUUCAAGACACUAUUGAGGUAAAGAGCGUAUCGGUUGAUGUACCAGAGCUCCAGGGAACAAUAGAAGACAUUGCAAGGGAAAAAUGCCGAAAGGCAGCUGAAGCCGUCAACGGGCCAGCAUUGACAGAUGAUACUGCGCUGGAGUUUAAUGCGUUGAAUGGCCUGCCAGGUCCUUAUAUUAAAUGGUUCCUUGAAAAGUUGGGCCAUGUCGGGCUUAAUAAAUUGGUGGAACCAUACGAGGAUAAAUCUGCUGUUACAGUUGCUACUUUUGCAUUCUGUGCAGGCCCAGGAGAAGAGCCAAUCCUUUUCCAGGGAAGGACUGAGGGCAAAGUAGUGCCCGCUCGUGGAUCAACCAAUUUCGGUUGGGACCCGAUCUUUGAGUAUGAAGGCCAGACGUAUGCUGAGAUGGAUCCAAAGUACAAGAACACGAUAUCCCACCGAUAUAAGGCGUUGAUGAAGUUGAAGGCGUGGAUAGAAGAGCAGAAGCAAAAGCAGCAGCAGUGA